AUGGGUCCCCAGAUAUCCUGCGUGCAGAAGUAUGUUGGCGGCAAGGCGUUUUUCACUCCCAAGAAAAAAAGAAAAAAAAAGUCUUUCCACCACACGGAGAAAUACCGAAGCAGAAGGAUAGCAGCCACCCAUCUUUUUUUGUGCAUUUAUACCUACUCUCCAUCAUUGGCUUCUCAUCACCCGGAAACUCCCCCCCUCGGGCCUUGUGUAACCGUCCGAACUCUCGGCAAGUGUGCGUGUGUAUGUGGGUGCGUGGAUGUGUGCGUAUCUCACUAUUCGGGCCUUUCGAUGACGUGGUGUGCUGAAGGCAUCCUGUCUGUUUUCAGCAUAUCAGACAAUGUUUUCGUUUUCCAUCCUAUUCUCCCCCCCCCCCCCCAUCCUUGUUUUCUUUUCCUUAGAUCCUCCUUGGGGUCCUUUUGUUCCUCUGUCUUGUCUCUGGUUGUCUGGGCCACCUCGUGGUUGCAAAACCUUACCAAAGUGGCAAGAACAGUUGUACUCACGUGUCCGAUGAGCCACCACUGA
Molecule: messenger RNA, 522 nt
Organism: Colletotrichum paranaense
Lineage: Eukaryota; Fungi; Ascomycota; Sordariomycetes; Glomerellales; Glomerellaceae
Exons: 1
Coding region: 1-522 (173 amino acids)
Source: RefSeq, a predicted model, not a curated record